Vespa velutina is the source of this 9875-nucleotide messenger RNA. It is a transcript of the gene Mctp, whose product is annotated as multiple C2 and transmembrane domain-containing protein. The record is from RefSeq and is a predicted model, not a curated record. Gene Ontology annotation, molecular function: calcium ion binding. Gene Ontology annotation, cellular component: synaptic vesicle membrane. Gene Ontology annotation, biological process: regulation of neurotransmitter secretion. The transcript has 9 exons. Lineage: Eukaryota; Metazoa; Arthropoda; Insecta; Hymenoptera; Vespidae. The coding region runs from base 2577 to 5249 and encodes 890 amino acids.
AUGUGAUUGUAUUUAUAAUAUUGCAAUACAUUGUCAAAAUCGAACAAUAUUGUUAUUAAUUUAUAUUUGAAAAAUAUUAAGAUUGAUGUAUGAAGAAAUAAUGACUUAUGCAUAAUAAAACCACUUGUAGUGUAACAAAAAUAACUUAUCUAUAGUAGUGUCUUAUCGCUAGAUCUUAUCUACAUUAUAUUAUCAAUAAUCAAAAGAUAACCCACCAAUAAUAUUGAACGGUUGAGUUUGUUUUGUUAAAGGAUCAAAUUAAAUUUGCUAAAAGUUGAUUUACGAGCGCAAAAAUCUGUAAAGAAAAAUCAUGAUAUAUAAUAUGGGAAUUUUUAAAUUUCAUUAAAAAUAGUGAGUUUAGAGAAAGUUUAUAUUAUUUUUUUUUCCAUAAUAUUUUUAUAAAAUUGAUUUGAAUAUUGAAAUUUGCAUGUCAUCAAUUUAAACCAUUUUUCUUGUUUUAUUAUCAGCAUCGAACAUUAAAAUUCUUUGUGAUAUUGUUCUACUUCAAAAAAUUAUUUCACGUUACGUAUUAUGUUAGUAUUAUAACGUUGAUGGAACAAUUUGUCAAGCUUAUAGAUCGUUGGUAUGGUGCCUGUAUCCGUAUACGUCACGGUCGUUCUGUCCUGUUAUCCGCUUAUGUACUCAAGAAAUUUAUUAUCUAUAACUGAUGAUUGCAUCGUAGAGGUUUCAAUGUAUUCCUUUCGGAUAUUGAUAACAUGCGGACUUUAACAAACAUUUCCUUCAUUUUUGAUAAAUUUCUUGAAUAUUUGUAGUUGUACAUAAGACUUAUUUAUUAUUGUAAAUAAGGUCUUAUUGUAAGGUAAAAAAAAAUUCUUACAAUACAAUAAAAAGAAGUAUUGCGUACUAGUAAAAGUAACGUAAUUUAUCGUAUAUACAUAAGACUUGUUUACUUAUCGCGUAUAAAACUUAUUUUACACGAUGGUGAAAAUUAUACUUACGAUAAAAAAAAAAAAAAAAAUAAAGAAAAGAAAAAGAAAAAACAAAGCAAUUCGAUCGAGAGUAACAAGGAUUAAGUAUAAGUACAUAUUUAUUUGGUCAAUAUUUUUUAUUAACUAAUGAUAAAUAUUUUGUAAAAUAAAUGAUCAAUUUAUACGAUGGUCAAUAUUUUGAUCAGUAUAAAUAAUGAAGUAUCAUAUUUGCAUCAGAGUUGCGUAACUUAUAUUACGUAUUGCCUUUUUAUUAUAAAUAUUGAUCAUUUAUUUAUAAUAUUAAUCAAAUUUUGAAAAAUAUUGAACUAAUAGAUACUAGCCAUUUAAAUUGAGCGCUAUUUCACGAGCACAGUCAAGGAGGUUACUCAACACGGACGAUGGCAGGCUCAGUUAUCAAACUUGUUUACCAUCCUACAUAAGUUUCCUGGUGCGUCGUGUGGAGAGGGAAAAGAGGCAGACGGACUCGUGGCCGCCUGGUACGAUUAAGUUAAACGCGUUGAACGUGUCAGUAGAAACGCAAACGUUACGCGAUAAAGUUUCCUCGUUCACGUUACUUAUUUUCACAAAGAAGAGUUGCUGAUGCGGGUAUUACGUGGGAAAUGUCAACCUUUCGCAACGAAACGACUAUGCUAGGAUAUGUUCUAUCAACAUGUGUUCAUAUUUUGACGAUGACGGAUAAUAAAAUGUGGUAUAACAAGUGUGACAUAACAAUUUCAAAAGGAUUUUAAAUUUACGAGCUUACUUUUGUUGUCAACGAGAAAAAGAAGAAGAAGAAGAAAAAAAAAAAAGAAAACAAUAAAAGAAACGAACGAUACGAGUUUAUUAAAUGAUCUUCAACGAGUUGUUGUGUCUUAUCUUUUGAUCUUCUUCAUAGUGAGUCAUAUAUUUUAAUAAUAGUGUGUUUUUUUUAUAUAACCCCGGUUGCCCUUCUGCCAUUGUGUUAUUAUCGACUCAAGAAUAUAUUUUCUUACAAGUAUUGUAUACGAGUUAUGAAAAAGUUCGAAAGAUAAACAGGUAUGGAAUGACCAGUGAAUUGACAUGCGUGUAUGAAUCAUCAUUUUAAUGUGCUAUUAUAUCUGUCAUAUGAAAUGAAAAGUUUCCACUUAUAUAUAUAUAUAUACAUAUAUAUAUAUAUAUGUGCAUUCAUUUGAAUCAUUAAUUAAAACCAAGUCGAAUUGUUUCUUCUAAGGAAAAGAAAUAUUUAAAUUUCAAGAACGCAAAAAAUUCGUGACCUCUGAUUUUAUUUUGGGCUAGUUAUUAUUUUCUUGGAAAUAAGAUGGAGAUUGUAUUCUAGGAAAUAGUAAUUUCGUUGAUCAUGAAGAUAAUAAAUUAAAGAGUGAAAACUUGUUUAAUACUGAGUAGAAAUAUGAGUUCGAUCGAUUGCUUAAGUAAAUAAGUCGAAGAAUCAGAUAGAGAUAUAUACGUAACUAAGGAUUAUUUUGAUAUCUCUUCUAAGCAGAUAACUUCUUUUUUACAAUUAAAUUGGAUAGAAACGGAAAAGGUAAAUUCCAAAAUUUCUUUACGUUUUCGAAAGGAUUUAAAUUUAUUCGAUCAAAAGAUUACUUUCGUUCGUUAAAGAAAUAAAAAAAAAGAAAAAGAAAAAAAACAAAAAGAAAUUGAUAAAACAUGGAUGAUUCCAAGAAAAAGGACACCGAUAAAUGUCCGUCAAAGGAAGUGUCAGCGUUGAACGAAAAAGUGCCUGUUGAAAACUCGAAAAAUAUUGAUUCGGAAACGACAAUAAAUAGUUUGCCAUUGAACAAUAAUUCUUCAAGUAAUUUUUACUUUGAUUUGAAAAAACAUUCUGAUGAAAAAGUUCCUUUGAUGGGAACCUCGAAGGAUGAUUCUAAGGUUAAGCAUGAGGAAACUUUGAUCGUAUUAGAUCCAUUGGUGGUACCAUCGUCCUCGAUUAGGAAAGUGAGCGUGGAAAAGGAGAAAAAAGUCGAGAGACAAAAGGAAAAGAGAACAAUAGGAGCAUUGAAGAGUUCGAUAGAUAAAAAAUUAGUCUCCGUUGAGAAAAAGCUUGAGGAUCGAGUCGAAAAAAUAUGGGAGGAUAACAUCGAAAAGCAUCCGUGGUUGAUACCCAUUGAGAAUUGGAUCAUCGAUCGAUGCAAAUCCGAUACGAACGAUAAAUCUCAUGUUAAAAAGACUCAAGAGACUAAUCUCAAGGGCACGGCUUACGAAUUUAAAUUCACUGCGGCCGAAGGAGACAACGAGGAGCCAAAAAUCGAAAGCGUUUUGAAGGAAAAAUCAAAAAGAAAAAUUCGAAUGGGUUCGCCGAAAUUAGAACGAUCUUCUGUCGAUGAACCAAUUGCAAUUUCACAUUUGAAAAAUCUCGAGAAACCUUUCCGAUCGCAUAGUGCCGAGGAUGUAUCUACUAUUGGGAAUCGGCUUACAGAUUCGGAAGGGUUUUUGAGGUUGAAAGAAAUCAAACCGAAUAAUCCAUUGUUUGAUAGAUUGAUGGAUAAUUUCAAAGAAAAAAUGGAAGACAUACAAAGGUACUUUCAGAAAACCAAUCGAUUGGCGGACGUGAAUAGAAAACUAAAAUCGCAGAUAUGGAGUUCGGUGGUAACAAUUGUUCUGGUCGAAGCAAAAAGUUUGUUGCCGAUGGAUAUAGAUGGUUUGUCCGAUCCCUACGUUAAAUUUCGCCUCGGUACGGAGAAAUACAAAUCAAAAGUGGUGAACAAGACAUUAAAUCCUGUGUGGCUCGAACAAUUUGAUCUUCAUCUUUACGAGGACCCUUAUCUAGGACAGGAAUUGGAAGUAACAGUUUGGGAUCGUGAUAGAAGUCAUCAGGACGAUAUUAUGGGUAAAACCGUAAUAAAUUUAGCAACGUUGGAACGAGAAACUACUCAUCGAUUAUGGCGAGAUCUCGAGGAUGGUUCCGGAAGUAUUUUUCUUCUGUUAACAAUCAGUGGAACUACAGCGAGCGAGACUAUUAGCGAUUUAGCUGCACAUGAAGAAACGCCUAGAGAGAGAACUAAUUUAAUACAAAGAUAUUCUUUAUUAAAUACGUUGCAGAGACCUCGCGAUGUUGGUCAUCUGACAGUGAAGAUAUAUCGAGCUCAAGGUCUCGCAGCAGCUGAUCUCGGGGGAAAGAGUGACCCUUUUUGCGUCCUGGAAUUGGUGAAUGCUAGAUUGCAAACGCAAACUGAAUAUAAAACAUUGGCUCCUAAUUGGCAAAAGAUUUUCACUUUCAACGUAAAGGACAUAAAUUCGGUCCUAGAGGUAACCGUUUAUGACGAGGACAGGGAUCACAAAGUUGAGUUUCUUGGUAAAGUUGCUAUUCCUUUAUUAAGGAUUCGUAAUGGAGAGAAAAGGUGGUACGCUCUGAAGGAUAAAAAACUGAGAGGUCGUGCUAAGGGAAAUUCACCACAGAUUCUUCUGGAAAUGACUGUAAUUUGGAACGUAUUCAGAGCUUGCAUUAGAACUUUAAAUCCUAAGGAAAAGAAGUAUAUGGAACCUGAGAUCAAGUUUAAGAGACAGGUCUUUUUGAGAAAUGUACUUAGGCUCAAAGCGAUCAUAUUAUUCUUCAUCGAAAUGGGAAAGUAUAUACAGAGUUGCUGGGAGUGGGAAAGUAAACCAAGAAGUAUCAUUGCGCUGACCCUCUUCGUUCUUGGAUGUUAUUACUUCGAACCUUACAUGAUACCAGCAUUGGCGUUACUGAUUCUUCUUAAAUAUUACCUGCUUAACAUGGAGGAUGGGAGUGGAAUCAAUCAGUGGAUUUGCGGACAGGUCGCCGCGGUUACUGGUGCGUCUUUAACGCAUCAAACGAGCCCGCAUUUUCAAGAUACGUCGGAAAUGAUGUCCGAUGAUGGACCGGUAACACCAGGUGAUGAUGACGAUGACGAGGAUGAUAAAGAUAAAGAAGAGAAGAAAAGUCUGAAGGAACGAUUACAGGCAAUUCAGGAGGUUACACAAACCGUACAGAAUUCUAUUGGUUACAUCGCCAGUCUUUGCGAGAGAAUAAAAAAUCUCUUUAAUUUCACAAUUCCUUACCUCAGUUAUUUGGCUAUGACAUUAACCAUAAUCGGUGCAGCUGUACUUUAUUAUAUACCAGUAAGAUAUCUUAUAUUAGUUUGGGGUGUGAACAAAUUCUCGAGGAAAAUCUUGAGGCCACAUUCGGUGCCUAACAACGAGGUACUAGAUUUGAUAUCUCGAGUACCUGACGACGAAGAGAUACUUAACUAUAGGGAACUGAAGCCAUUACCUACGGCUGAUUGUGAAAGAGGAGGAGGCUCGAGUGUUAGCGGUGGAAAUACUGCGAAAAGAGAGCAACGGAAAAGACACAAAGCGGCGUAACAGAAUGGCCCGCGGCCGGAAGUCGCGGGUCCAAGGUCAUCCAGUAUAUUAAAGUCGGUACUCUUACGUAAGAGAUUGAAACAUCGAAAAGAAUCUACCGAUAAUCCGGAUCAAGUCGUCGACGUCGAUUGAUAGACGACUGAUGAUCAACUGGAUGAAGAUUGAGAAGGAAGAAGCAUCUCAUCGUUUUUCCGUCGUGAAGACCGACCAAUGUGCGUCUAUCUCUUUUUUGAAGGUCGUCCCAAUGAACUUACUCGAUCGAUAACUGGGGCAAAAAUGGGGGUUGGGAAGGAGGUGGGGGCAAUGGGAAUGAUAAAAAGAGAGAGAGAGAGAUAGAUAGGUAGAUAGAUAGAUAUAUAAAUAUAUAUCUCUAUAUAUAUAUAUAUAUAUAUAUAUAUAUAUAUAUACUAUCUUCGUGAGAUACAGCUGACGUGUUAAACGAUCUUGCUCGCAACAAAAAAUAUCUAUCCUUUAGUAUUAUAAAUAGGAAUACGUUCUUUCAUUGAUCGGAUAUGUAAGAAAUGAAUUUUGACAAAAAAUUGCCAUGUCCAAAGAUGAUCUCUCUGCUUGAUAUCUCUCUAUUAUCGACUACAAUGCUUGCUGGUGUGUUAAUAAUUUAUACUCGAUGAACCCAAGACCUUCGUGAUGAUGUUAAAUCAUUCUCGUCGUUCAUUUUUAUUACGAUUAUUAUUUCUUUCUUCUUUUCUUUUUUCUUUUUUUUUCUUUUUUUUUCUUCAUUCACGAAACAGAACGUCGAGACGAAAGAAUAAUUCCUAUUUUGUUUUAUUCGCAAAACAAAUCGUUAUGGCGGUAAAGGAGAUUCCAACCGUCGGCACAAAUGGAACACAUUAAUCGACGCGAUGAUAUCUUAACGAGUACAAAUCUUUCACAAGAAAUAAUUAGUAUUUACAGACGUGACUUCUUAAUGGAAAUCCCGUAUCUAAUUUGUCUAAUAUGUUAAUUUUUUAUUAAAUAUCUAUGCGAGUUAUGAAUGAUUUUUUUACGGAUUGAGUGUUUCUGAUCCAUCACAUUUCAUAGAAACCCUUCUUAGAUUUUCUUUUCACUUGUCGGAAUUAUCGGGAUUUGAUCGAUAUUAAAAAAAAAAAAAAAAAAAGGAAAAAAAGAAAGAAAGAAAGAAAGAAAGAAAACAAAUAUAUAAAUAAAAGAAUUUGGACGAGCGACCAACAACACAUAAUAUAUUUCUUAUUGAGAAAAAUGAUUGAAUGAUGAUGCCUCGUUGGUGGGAAUAAUCUGUUUAAAAAAAAACAAACAAACAAACAUGAUCUGUAAAAGGGGGAAAAGAAAAUUAAAGAAAAUGGAAAAAACGUUUAAAAAAGAAAAAUAAAAUAGAAAACAAAUAACAUUUAGAAAAAUAAUGAAUGGUCAAUACAUUUUGAUAUUAUCUCUCUGUAUUUUUGUGAUAGGAUUAUUCGUAAUAAGAAGAUUUAUAAAUUUACGACCUUCUUCUCUUAAACUUUAAACAUUAGACUAACGGAUAAAGGAAAUUAUGCAAAUAUGUAAAUCGUUUAUCCUCAUCGGCGAAGAUCCUUUUAUGAAUUAAAUUUUCUCGAGAAUUAUUCGAGAAAGUUUUUCAACGGGAUCUCUUUGAAAGUAUCUCCUAUGGAAAAUAUAUCGCAUUUCGUAAAAAUAUUGACAAAAAUAAUGCGAUUAUAUAUAUAUAUAUAUAUAUAUAUAUAUAUAUAUAUAUAUAUAUGUUAUAUACGGAAUUUAAUAAAAUUUAGACUAAAACCAAACAUUAGUUAUAAAUAAGAAAUGACAUAAAUGAAUGCGAACGUUCACUUUUCUCAAGUGAACAAGCUAUCGAUCGUUUCGUCCAUUGGUGUUGUUAUUGCUUAGCCAUUCAAAUUGUUAACAUGUAAUGAAAACGAUUAGAAUGCGUGAGAUUGAGAGAGAAAACGAGAAAAAAAAAGUUAUAUAGCUAAUAAAUAAUAAUAAUAAAAAAAGAAAAAAAACGGAAAAAAAGAUAAAGAAAAAGAAGAAGAAAAAGAGAAUAAAUUAAAUUAUAAAAAAGAUAUAUAGAAAUAUGUUAAAUAGAAUGGAGAGUAGGGAAGACGCGAAAGAGUAAGGCUAUGAGAAGGAAAAAGAAAAAAACGAAAAGAGAAAAAUGAAAUCUUAUAAAGUAUGGUAAAUAUUCUGCAUACGAUACUCGUUAUAAAAAUUUCAUUAUCACGAUUAUAUUACGGAUUAUUAAUCAGAUCAAAUAUCUUUAAAAAUACCUAUAUAUAUAUAUAUAUAUAUAUACAUACUGAUGCAUACGUAUUAACGAAUAUCACGUUUUUAUUCUCACGCAUAAACACUAACAUACACAUUGAUGUUUUACAAUGCGUUAUUUCGCGUUUUUCGAGUCGAAUUAUAGGAUUAUCCGAUACAGAAAAUAAAUAUGUCAAGAAGAUAAUGCAGAAGUAAAAAAAAUUUACUGGCUCGUUUAAUUCUUUUACAUAUUUUCUUUUCUUAUCUUUUCUUUUUUUUUUUAGCAUCGAGCUUCCACUAAAUAUAAAAAUUUCGAGAAGAAUUUUUUUUCACAUUUAACACGAGAAAGUGAAUAACGCAUUGCUCCAUUUUUCUCGCUGUAUUGUAACGAAUUGUACGCAUGAGUCGUGAGGAAGGGAGAGAAGAAAGACGAAAAAAAAAAAAAAGAAAGAAAGAGAGAGACAAAAUAUUUUUAACACAUUUCUCGAUUUCCUAUAUUAUGCCAAUAACAUUAUGAAGGCGUUAUCUAUUUACCAAAAUUUUUCUCUUCCAAUCGUUUCAUUUUUCUAAUCAUGUAUAUUUCAAAGAUGUCAAGCGGAACGUUAGAGAAGUGUGUUUUUGUAAUUCAUCAAAUAAUUCCUAUUUCUAUCCAUAUUUAUAUUUGUAUUUUACAUUUGUAUUUUAUAUUAACAUAUUUAUAUUUAUACAUUACUACGGACACAAAUACGUUUAAUUAAUUAAUUAAUUGAUUAAUUAAUUAUAAAAAAAAAAAAAGUAAAGAAGAAAAACAAUAAAGCGACGUGUUGUAUCUUCCGUCGAUCGAAGAACGUUGAAAUGUGUUACAAAUUUGAUACGCAUUUUAACGUGAUCAUUAUCUCGUAGGUAUACGGAAUAUAUCAUAUGGAGUUUCUAGAAAUGUUAAUUAAAUAUUAAUCAACGCUUAGCACACUUUCCUACUUAGCUUAUUCGGUGGUAAUAUAAAGAGAAAGAGAAGAAAAGAAAAAAAAAAAAAAAUUUAUAGUUUCAUAUCAAAGACAUUGGUUUCUCUUGGUAAUUUUCGUUAUCGUUGAAUAUUACAUUUGGACACGUUUCAAUGAGAAUGUUCUAUUUUCGACAGAUCUAAUUAUUUCAAUAAUCUCAUUAGGAAAUAUUAUGAGUUCGUUAGACGAUGCAUAAUCAAUUACACUUACGAUACUUUUAAUCGAAUUCAUUGUGUUCCUCUACUUAUUUCGUCAAUUAAUCUCGCCGAUAUUAUCUGAACAUUUCGUUCAGAAAUCCGUAAGGGAGAACGGGAAGAAGUACCUGCCGCAUUGAAGUCAGUAUUAAAAGAGAUAGUAGCGAGCAAGCAUCCGGCGGAAGUGGAUAGAUUUAUCGAUUUUAUCGAUCUUUUUCACGAUAUUUAUUAGUAAAGCCUUUUUCUACUCUUCCAAACGAUAUAAUAAAUUCUCUCUAUUCCUCGUAUUUUAACUUAUAUACAUACAUCCAUAUUAUAAUACCUAUAAUGUAUAACAUUCUUUUUCUCUUUUUUAUUUCUUUUCGAGAAAAGCACACAAACACAAACAUACGUACAUAUACACGCGAUCGUAUUCACGUUUGUUGUAUUUGAGAGGAAAAAAAAAGAAAGAAAGAAAGAAAGAAAGAAAGAAAAAAACAAAAACAAAAAAGAAAAGAGAAGAAAAUCGUGUACUUUCGAGUUUGCAUGUUUCGAGGUUUUUUCCUGUGUGAUAUAACGAAUUUCUUCAUUCACAUCUUUUUAAGUGUUAAAAAAGGAGUGAGAAAGAGAGAAGAAAGAGUAAAGUGUCUUAUGAGAUCACGAGGAGGUCGCGAGAUCUAUUUUCGAUUUUUAAUGGGCAACGGGUUUUACCUCGCUCUACAAGUCAGUCAAAUCGUUCCGCGCACGUCUGUGUCUAUUCUUAUUAAAUUUAAUAAUUCAAAUGGAAAAAGGGAAAAAAGAAAAAAAAAAGAAUAAAAGCUCGUGUGAAAUUUCAAUGAUUUAGUUGCAAAUUAAAAAUAUAAUAAAUUAAAAAAUAAUGUUCGCGAUCGUGAUCCGAUCGACAGCAUUUUAUCAGUUGCCUCGUCGUCGAUCCUGUCGCGAAUAAACAAUUAAAGAAAAGUAAAUAAAUAAAUUAUUAAUUAAAAAAAGAAAAAAAAAAAGUGAAAUAAUAUGUUUUCCAGACAUCGAGAGAGAGAGAAUCUUCCGAUCAAGCGACAAAGUAACGAAAGAAGACACGGUGCUUUCUUUGAAACUUUUUAAGAUCUUUAAAUAAUGUUCUUCGAUCUAUUUACUAACUCGCUUGAUCGAUAUCUCUCCUUCUUCGUCUUCUCGUUAUUACAAUGUACUUAUGAAAAUGCGUGAUAAGAUCGUUAUUAUUAUAUGAUAAAUGAAAGAGGUGGAGAGAGAGAGAGAGAGAGAGA